This is a messenger RNA of Clunio marinus, 7154 nucleotides long. NCBI's taxonomy places the organism in Eukaryota, Metazoa, Arthropoda, Insecta, Diptera, Chironomidae. The record is from the annotation of a GenBank genome assembly.
UUUAGAAUAAUUUGCUUUUUUGUAAUAUUUAAACAUGUGAAACAUAGUUUAAUGCAAAGGUGUAGUGUUUAAAUUUAGUUAAAUAAUAAAAAUGUUUACCAAAAAGCAGCAAACAGCCGAUAUAAUCAAAAAAUCGUCUCUGAAAGUUCAAGAUUCCAAAAAAGAAGUUUUUGCAAGAUUAAAGCAUUUAAAAACUAUACUAGUGGAAUAUUUCUUUAUUCAUCAUAUUAAUUUUUUCUGGUUCCUCAUUCAUGUUUUCUCUCUAUUACAAAUAAUUUUCGCAGAGCAUGUGGAUAGCGAUGAGGCGAAAACAUUUUUUGAAGCUAAUUACAGUCACAUCUUCUACAUACUACAUGAAACAUUUACACAAGCCGAAGCUAACUUGAAGCAAAGAGUACACAAAGCCCAUCGAGAAGAGUUAGAUGGAUCCAUAUGGCUUUUGGGUAAAGUCAUUUAUUUGCUACCUGAGUUGAUUGCAAAACGAUGGCAAUGUCAUUCAACAAGUCGAAUACUUAUGAAACUUCUACAUCAUGGAAACAGUAACAAGUUGAGACGUGAAGGCGUUCGAUAUUUUCUCAUUUGGUAUCAAGCUUUAGGUGAUUCAGAGCAUGGAGCACCAGAAGAAGCUAAUGCGAUGUUUCAUGAUUUAGUUCCGGGCUUAACAAUUCCACAGAAAGGAAAGCAAGGUCCGCAAUCAUCACCAACACGUGAAUUUUCCACACGAGAUUUUCAUGACUUAUCAAAUCAUCCAAAUUUUCGUAUUGGCGGUGAUAUGGGACAAUCAGUGUUUCACGAUCAAGCACAGAAAGCGCUGGACAUCACACCACUUAUCCUUCCAGCUUCUAAUGAACGAACAAUCGCUCCCGAACCACGCGAUGGCCUUGAAAUUCUUCUUGAAUGUAUGGUGCAGUCAACAGGUUGUCUUAAAUGGAGUGACAACAACAUCCAACGUCACUUACGUGGCUUUCAUUUCCUACUUCAACGUUUCCGUGAAGUUUAUUUGCCAGCCUUCUGUCCAAACUUUGACAAUUCAACAUCUAUAUUUGAUCCCAAGUUGGAUUUACCGGUGAUGAGAACGAUAACAAAGCGUGAAGAAGUUAUGAGCUCAUGUGUCGUUGUGUUAAUAAAUUGGGUCGCUAAAUACACAAGCGAACGACAUUCAAUGAAUAAAACUGAACAACAAAUAACGUUUGACGAUGUUCCAUCAGAGCAAGCAAGUUUAGUGUCAAAUAAACAUAUCGGUGGUUACACGCAAGGACAAAUUGUACGUGAAGUUCUUUAUUCAUCACGUGAUACUGUUAAUUUUCUUCAUGAAGUGUAUCGACAAGCAUUUCUUCUUAAUUUUACAUCGAAAAGUCAGAUUGAUGCGAUGAAGAUCGCAAUUGGAAUGUAUCGUGAUUGGAUGAGUACAUCAAUGCCGCCACCAUUUCUUCUUGAACCAGAUGAUAAUUGUUCAAGUACUGGAUCGUCAUUGGAUUCGACAACAACAACAUCAGCACCUGUUCGACCACAAAGACUUCGUGCUGAUUCAUAUAUCGGUGCAAUUACAAAAGAAAAUCUUUCGAUACGAGCGGGAAUGCAAAAUAUGCUGCAAAUUUUUGUGACAAAUGCACUUCAUGUCUUUAUGGUGACAACAUCGCAUUUAAACAUUCAUUUACCUUCGAAAGUUAAAGAUGAAAUGACAACACCACUUGACGAACAGACUGAGAUAUGCAAAAGAGUUUUAAAUAUUUAUCGAACGAUGGUGAUGAAAACACGAAUGGAGAGUCGAACGUGGGAGCAAUUAUUGAUGGUGCUACUUCAAAUAACGUCAGUUAUUCUUGCACAAGCACCACCAAAUGCGAAACGAAACAAUCUCGGUGGACGUUUGGCACAGCCAAUAUUUCAAACAUUAAUUGUAACAUGGAUUCGUGCACAUACAAAUGUUGUUGUUCAUCCACAAAUGUGGGAGAAGUUUUUAAAAGUUUUAUCAUCUUUAACACAUCGUGAAGAAUUAAUUGUUGAGUGGGAUAAGACUAUGCAAACAUUGACACGCGUGCUUGCACGACAAGUUUACAAUUUAAAUCUUCAAGAUUUACCGCUCGAUAGACUAGCAGAACAAAAAGGUAAACGACGUCGUGUGGGCGUUCCAUCGUCAGUAAAUGUUUGGCAGAAUAAUAACAACAAUAAUAUCAACAAUAACACACAAAAUAACAACAAUAUUGAUAAUCAACAAACAACGCCAACGACAAAUGCACUGAACAAGUCGAAUGAUCAAUCAAGAGCGAAUCAUCAUCAUCACCACCAUCAUCAUCAUCACAAUCAAAGCCGAAACAUACCGGGAACGCCACUUCUCAAUCGAAGUUAUAGCGAAGGAAGUCUAUCGACACCAUAUCGUAAAUCGAGAGGGAAACGACGAUUUAAAGCUCAUCAUCAAGUGCAAGAACUUCCAGCAAAUGUUGAACAUACUUUAACGAGAAUGACAUCGACAAUUUCAACGCAAUUAAGUAUUAGUAUGGAGACAUUAAAUAUAUCAAAAAUAUCAACAAAUUGUGAGCCAAUGAAUAAUGCGAGACGUGCUUUGUCACUUGAUUCAAUUCGUCAGAAGAAUGAUGAUAAUGAAAGUUAUCGUGAAUCGCGAUCACCAUCACCAACAGCUUCAAGUGGCAUUGAUGGAAAUUCUAUUAAAGAUUCGCCACUUCAAAUGGAUGUUUUAGCUGGCGGGGAUUCGAGUUCAAUUGAAACUCAUGAUGAGAAUUUAGAUCGAAAGUCGAUACUUGCUGGUGGAACAGCAAAAGGUUGGCUUCCUGACGUUGCUGCCGUUAUGUGGCGACGAAUGCUUGGCGCACUUGGUGAUGUUAAUAAAAUUUUAAAUCCAAAACUUCAUGCUGAAGUUUUUCGGUAUUUAGUGAAUAUCACUGAAAGUUUGAUAAAAAUUCGUAUGAAUCAAGGGAUAUCCAAUGAUAAUCAAAGCACACCAUCACCACCAGCACUUGUACCACCAAUUGGCAUUGUCUUGCCAUGGUGUUUCGGUGCAUUAACAUUAGAUGCACAAUUCAGUCUUGGGAAAGUUUAUGCGAUGCAAUUGCUUUGUAUGAUUGCAAGAAAUUCUUGUUUAAGUGGCGAUCAACUUCCUUUAUUUUACCACGCACUUCAUCAAGCUUUGACAGGAGAGAAUCGACAAAUGGCAGCAACAGCGCUCAAAUAUCUUGGUGGACCGAGAUUCCUAAGCUUACUUAUGCCUGGACAUUCAAUGUUAUUUCUUGAUUUGAUUCAUGCUUGCACUGUAAUGUUGACAUCAAUGGAUGUUAAAGGACCUCGAGCUGAAGCUGCUGGUUUGCUGGGAUCACUUUUAUGCUUUCCAAAGACGUCUUUACCUGGACCAGUCUUGCAACCAGCUGAACCUAACAUUGAUUUAAUGGAAUGUCCUGAUCUACAAGAACAUGUUUUAAACAUUGUCUUAAGAUGUGCACGACGAGAACCAACAGCAAAAGCACGAUCAAUUGCAAUUUCAUCACUUGGUCAAUGGAUUCUUCAAAAUUUAACAAAUCCAAGACCAGGUGAUGAUUCAGGAAUGAAGACAGGGAAAAAGCAAUCAAAUCAACCAAAUCCAAGGAUCACUGAAGCAUUCCAAGUGUUAUUACAAGCACUUCAAUUUAAACAUCGAGUGAUUGCACGAAUUGCAUGUGAAACGCUUCGCCUUUGUACUGAGAAGGGAUCGGAACUUGCAAAGAUUGAUAAACUUCCAGGAAUGAUUGUUGAAGCUUUGUGUUAUUCUCUUGAGAUUCAAAACAUUCCAAAUCCUAAAGACAGCGAUAAAAAUGUUUUAACUUCAUUGCUUUUGUGCCUUGGCGAACUUUGCAUGGCUCUACCUGUGAGAAUAUUAAUUCAACCAACACUUGAAGAUAAUGAAAUGUCAAUCAUGUUGUUAGUGUUUAAAGUUCUUCAUCGAAUUUCAACAGGAAAUUACAAUGAUAGGAUCAGAAUUUAUACUAUUGAUGAUGAUUUUGAGAUGACAAUUUCGAUUGAUGAUGUGAGAGAACAAAUGACAACUGAAGCGAGUUAUCAAACACAGGAAACAAUUCAACAAUGUCAAAGUUCAAUCCAAUUGUGUGCAAAAACAGUUGCAAUGCAUCUUGUAACGAACAUUUCUCAUUUUCCACUUGGAAUUGGUGCUGCACGUUUAAGUUCAAUGGUUGAUGAACAUGAUGACUUACAAUUGACUGGUUGUGGACAAAGAGACAGCAGCAUGAAAGAAGCAAGUGUCGAUAUGUAUGCCUCUCAAGUAAUUCCAGCAGCGAAUCUUCAAUUGUUAAUGCUUAGUUCAGAGUUGGUUGCAACAUUUAUUGAACUUCCAACAUUAAAACUUCCAUGUGGAUUAGCUGGAGGUUUAAUAACAGCAAAUCGACAAGUUCGAUUGCUUUUAAGAGAUUUGAAUGGAAAAUCAUGUUGGGAUGCGUCAAUCAUUUAUUGUGAGCCGAAAAUUCAAGCUGAAACUGAAUUGUUUGGUGAAGAAAUUGAAUUUGAUUGUGCAGCGAAAGCUAAAUCAUUCCAAAGAUUCCAAAGCUAUGGAGGGAAAACUCAAUUUAGUGGCGUCUCUUUAGAUCCAAUGAUAUCAACAAUUGGAAUUAAUAUGACGCAACCACCUCGACACACUUUGAGACAUCGUCAACCACACCAACUUCCACUUGCUAAGGAUAUGUCUCCGGAUCUUGAUCAACUUGAUGAUUUACUUCAAUAUAUUGGCUAUAGCAGUCCGGAAUGUUUAGAUGGAAAUGUUAAUUCAUUGAAUAAUGCUGGGCCAUCACCACUUGGUUCAAAUCUUGAAGCACAAACAAUCGCAAUACUUUUAAAUCAAAGAGCAAUGGAAUCAGAUUUCACUACAAGAAAAUCGACACAAUCGUUUGAUUUAAGCAGCACAUCGGAUUAUAAUAACUCAAGUAUUGAGUUUGCAUCGUUUGGCGAUGAUAUUACAAUACGAUCAAAUAACAGUAACAAAAGUGAGAAUCGAAACGAAACAAGCAUUUCAAAAAGUGAUCCGCCAAUCUUCCACUUUGGACGUUUAUUGUUCAGUCAAAUUGGUUUAGCUGGAUGGGAACGAAGAAAGCGAACGAACCUUUUGAAUCGCACCGAUAAAUUGCUUCGUGAAUUACGCAACUUAGACGCACAAAAGUGUCGCGAGACGCAUAAAAUGGCUGUGAUAUAUGUUGCAAAUGGACAAGAAGAUAAAAAUAGCAUUUUGAGAAAUUCAUCGGGAAGCAGUACUUAUGAAAUGUUUGUGUCGGCUUUAGGGUGGGAAGUGGAAUUGGAGACACAUCAUGGUUUUCUUGGUGGAUUACCACGACAAGGUUGUGGACAAACAGCACCAUAUUAUGCAACACCAUUCCUUGAAGUAAUUUUUCAUGUUUCAACACGCAUUCCAUCUGAUACACACGAAGCUAUCUUAAAUAAAACGCGACACUUGGGGAAUGACGAAGUUCAUAUUGUGUGGAGUGAACACAGUCGAGAUUAUCGUCGUGAUAUUCUUCCAACAGAGUUUUGUGAUGUAUUGAUUGUUAUUUAUCCACUUAAAAGUGGAUUAUUUCGUGUCAGAGUUAAUAGAAAAGCAGAUGUGCCUUGGUUUGGUCCGAUAUCAGAUGAGAUUGUUGUAAGCGGAACAAAUUUAGCAAAUUUGGUGAGAGCAUCAGCAAUAAAUGCAAGUCGAGCAAAGCGUUUUGCAAUGCCAUUUUAUCAGCAAUAUUAUGAAGAGCGUAAUCGAUCACUUGAAACUGUGGCAUCAAGACAUAAAGAGAGCAAAACUUUUGAAGAAUUCAUUUCAAAAAUCUACUGUCCUAUAUCAAGUAUACAAAGUAUUGCAACAGUUCCAUCAUCAAUCACAACAACAAGCAUCACAGCAGCAGCUUUGAUUGAUCAACAUCCACAACAACAUCACAGAAGUUCUGUGAAGAAUACAAACUCCAGUAAUGCAAGCUCACGAAAAUAAUUCAACUUCGUCCUGUAAAAAACAAACAAACUUUUCUUUUUUCUCUCUUUUGUUCUUUUUUUCCUUUUUACACUUCUGUCUGUCCCUAAAAAUACUUUAAAUGGAUGGACAAACGAAUUGCAUAUCAUUGCAUUUCCCUUAUGAUAAAAAGACUGGUUUCACCAUCACAUUACACAACGUCAGCAAUCUGAUCUCUCUGACUCACCGAGUGUGUUGAGAAAAUUGCCUUUCUGUCACAAUUUACCCAAGAAAUCAUCAUCAAGCAGUACGAUACCUGAUCAACACUCGCCCACCAUGCCGGGUCGACGGUUCAAAUGAAGGAAUUCUUAAAGUGAUUAUUUCUGAGAUUUCUGGUUCCAUAUCAAGUACUUUCAUUGAUACCUCAGUCUUUAUUUGUUUGAGCUUUUAAAAAGAGCUUUUUGAUGUUGGACUUUUCAUAUUUUCAUGAUUGUUGAUCAACAAUUUUAAUUUUCUUUACAAAAAAUCUGCCUUUCGUACGUUAUAAACGUCAUCACGUUUAAGUGACGUAUAAAGGAGAUUACGUUAAGUAUUACUUCCCCUGCGUGCAUUCAAAGCCUUGAAUGAAACAAUUAUUGGAAAAUCCUCGAAUUGCAUAAUUGGAAAGUCCUUCAUCUGAUAAUUUAUUUCGAUUUUCACUUGCACGCUUUUGAAAAAGUUACGUUUUAGCUUGUGAAAAGCUUUUGAUUCCUUUUUUCGCUUGAAUCUUUUGAUUGCCUUUAAUUUUCUUCGCUUACUUUUUAUUUGAAAAUUAUCAAAAAGUUGAAAAAUUUACAUUCAAAUUAAGAAAAAAAAACUUUUUAUUAAACGUACUUUAUUGAAAAAUGAAAGAACACUGUCAAUUGAAGGAAGCAAAAAAGAAAAAUUAGAUUUUGCACUUUGCAAUUAAUAAGAUUAAGUUUGUGUUAGUUCAAAUGAAUUAAAUAUCGAUGUUUGAACUUAAGUCACAGAUUAUUAAUUUAACAAACUUUAUAAUAUUUUUAUUAUUAUUAUAUAUUAUUAUAACUAUUAUCUCUUUUAUUAUUAUGAAAUCUUAACAGUUAACAAAGAACAUAAAUCAGGAGAAACGUCCAUUAAAUCAAAAGAUAUGAAAAAUGAUUUACUUAAGAAACAAUUUAUUUAACGAUUAGUAAUUAGCAAUUGCAUUUUACAAUUUGUUUCCAUUCUUUAUUAU